Messenger RNA from Temnothorax curvispinosus, 1092 nucleotides. RefSeq lists its product as uncharacterized. Lineage: Eukaryota; Metazoa; Arthropoda; Insecta; Hymenoptera; Formicidae. The record is from RefSeq and is a predicted model, not a curated record. The transcript has 5 exons. Bases 114 to 1070 code for a protein of 318 amino acids.
CCUGUGAGUGCUGUUUGAGAAUCACCACGAGUACGUCUUUUGACAAGGAUGUCGCGUAAGGAAUAUCGAAUCGGGAUAAUUUGAUAGUUUGGUAGUGUAAAUAGAAGAGCAGAAUGCAACUGCAGCGGUUGUUGGUAAUUCUAGGAGUCCUUUUGGCAUUAUCUUUGUUGGCAUGUUGUCAGUCUACCGGGAAAAUUACAUUUCAGGAUACGGCUACCGAACGCCAAGCAGAUAAACAAGAGAAUCUCAAAGAAGUUUCAUCGCAACAGAGAGGAUUUAAUCCUGUUCAACAUGUAGAAGAUUUAUUCAGUUACAUUGGUCUUGGAACUGGACGAAAUGUUGAUCCGUAUUUGGCAAAAGUCAAUGAACGUUGCUUAACUGGUGAUUUAGCUGAAUGUUUCAAAUCACGAGCAUUAAAUUAUUUUUCAGACUUUUUCGAUCAUGCCGAAUAUUCUUUAAAUGAUAAUGUCCAAAUUAAGCGAAUGUCUGAUCAAGUAAUAACGGAAGUAUAUCGGCAGCCAUACGAAUAUUCUAAUGAACCUAGGUCCGGUGAAACAGAAUGGGAUCAAAUGGUCAAUUUCAUGAAAAGGAAGAUGGAAAAGUUUGUUAAAACAAUGUCCUUCGAACUAACUAUUCCUAAAGUAGAAACUGAUCUUGACGAAGUUUAUAAACCGAGAUUUUUGAAUGAAAUUGCUGAUGAAAUCGAUACACUUGAGAACAAAAAGGAUUCGCUAUUUUCUCGUAAUCGACUCAAAAAACUUCUUAUACCGUUCUUGAUCAUCGUAAAGCUCUUCAAAGUGAAGCUAUUAUUAUUAUUGCCUUUAAUUUUGGGACUAGCUUCAUUCAAGAAGUUCCUUGGAUUUUUGGCCAUCAUCAUUCCUGGUCUAAUAGGUUUCUUUAAGCUUUACAAACCGUACCCACAUUAUUAUCCAGUAUACACUAAAAACGGAGUUGCUCAACCUCAUUACGAAUCACAUUCGAAUUUUGAUUAUCAUGGUGAUCAUUAUGGAAAUGUAGAUUCCUAUAGUCACGAUUUAGCAUAUCGCGGAUAUCAGCAUUAUAAAUCCUAAUUUAUCGAUUUAUUUAUUACAU